UGUAGCAUCAAUGGUUAGUUUUGUUCAGAUUGUAAGAAUUUGUACACAUCGUAAGAAUAUUAUGGUUUGACCAUUAGAAGGAACGUGGAUUCUAUCUAAAGAUGAAAGAAGCUAUAAUAGCAAAGCUGGAUCAUUAUUGUUUAACUGAUGAAUCUCCUCAGCACGAUAAUUGUUCGGUUGGCGUCGACAAUUGGUGUGAGUGGUACAAAGCUGAAUCCAUGAAUCAAUUAAAAUCUUUCGAGCAUCCCAAUCGAUUGAUUAAUGAAGAAGUUGAGAAACACAUUCGCACAAUUUAUGAAGAUCUCUCAAACGAUAACCUUUUAACGCGAUGCUUAGGCUGUUAUAUUCAAAAUACCAAUGAGUCGUUCAACUCAACAAUUUGGCUCAUCAUUCCAAAACACCUCAAUUCGGGCCAAAAAAUCGUUGAAAUUGCUGCGUAUAUGGCUGCAGGUAUAUUCAACGAAGGCUAUUCAGCGAUUUUGAAUGUCAUGCAGUUGCUUAAUUUGAGUAUAGAUCAGCAGUGCAAAAUGUUUGCUGAUAUCGCUGACACGCAACGGAUCGAGAAAGAGAACAAGCGCCAGGCAUUUAGCAGUAAAGAGUCUCGCACAGCUCGUAAACUAUCAAAUGCAUCAAAAUGA
This is a messenger RNA of Bombus pyrosoma, 638 nucleotides long. RefSeq lists its product as uncharacterized. The record is from RefSeq and is a predicted model, not a curated record. Bases 102 to 638 code for a protein of 178 amino acids. NCBI's taxonomy places the organism in Eukaryota, Metazoa, Arthropoda, Insecta, Hymenoptera, Apidae. The transcript has a single exon.